Daucus carota subsp. sativus is the source of this 3097-nucleotide messenger RNA. RefSeq names its product protein transport protein SEC23 E-like. Gene Ontology annotation, cellular component: COPII vesicle coat; endoplasmic reticulum exit site. The record is from RefSeq and is a predicted model, not a curated record. The transcript is spliced from 12 exons. Lineage: Eukaryota; Viridiplantae; Streptophyta; Magnoliopsida; Apiales; Apiaceae. Gene Ontology annotation, biological process: endoplasmic reticulum to Golgi vesicle-mediated transport; COPII-coated vesicle cargo loading; COPII-coated vesicle budding. Gene Ontology annotation, molecular function: zinc ion binding; GTPase activator activity. Bases 188 to 2533 code for a protein of 781 amino acids.
AAUCUCGAAAAACAAAUACACAGAGCCUAAAUAUACGUCCAGCUUCUUCUUCUCUCUCUAACUCUCCAUCCUUGACUCCAUUCCUCACAUUCCUUGACCCCUCUCUCCAUCUCUCUCCCUCUCUCUCUCAUCUCUCUCUCUCUCCAGGGGUCAUCUCUCCCAAUCUCUCCCAAAUCUCUCCCACAUCAUGGCUUCAGAAAUGGCAGAAACCGAUCGCGAGGGCAUCGACGGCGUCCGCAUGACCUGGAACUCAUGGCCUCGCACCAAAGUCGAAUCCUCCAAAUGCGUCAUCCCCAUCGCGGCUUCCAUCUCUCCGAUCCGAUCUCACCCAGAUAUCCUCACCCUCCCGUACGCCCCUCUGCGUUGCAAGACGUGCUCGGCGAUUCUAAACCCUUUUGCCCGCGUGGAUUUCGCGGCUCAUAUUUGGAUCUGCCCCUUUUGUUUCCAGCGCAACCAUUUCCCCCAUCACUACUCCGCCAUCUCGGAGACCAAUGUGCCGGCGGAAUUGUACCAUCAGUACACCACGAUUCAAUACUCUCUGACCCCGAUUGAGGAUCACAAGGUGGGUCCCACCCAGAUGGGGGUGGGCCAGGGCGGGGCGAAUUCGAUGAGGCCGCCGGUGUUUGUGUUUGUGUUGGACACGUGUAUGAUUGAUGAGGAAUUGGGGUAUGCGAAAUUGGCCUUACAGCAGGCGAUUGGGUUGUUGCCUGAGAAUGCGUUGGUGGGGUUUGUUACUUUCGGCACGCAGGUGCAGGUGCAUGAAUUGGGGUUUGGGGAUAUGUCGAAAGUUUACGUUUUUAGGGGGUCCAAGGAAAUGGGGAAAGAUCAGGUCUUGGAUCAGUUGGGGUUAGGUAGGAGGAGUGCUGGUGGUGUUUAUGGUAAAGGUGGACAGGCUGGGGGGUUUGAUAGUGGCAUUCAUAGGUUCCUUUUGCCUGCUUCCGAAUGCGAGUAUACGUUUACCUCGUUGUUAGAGGAGUUGGGUACAGAUUUGUGGCCAGUUCCACCUGGUAAUAGAUCUUUACGGUGUACGGGAGUGGCACUUAGUGUUGCUUCAGGAUUGCUUGGAGCUUGUUUGCCUGGUACCGGUGCACGGAUAAUUGCUCUUGUCGGUGGUCCAUGUACAGAAGGACCUGGCUCGAUUGUAUCAAAGGAUCUGUCUGAACCAGUUCGGUCCCAUAAAGAUUUAGACAAGGAUGCAGCACCUUAUUUUAGGAAAGCUGUCAUGUUCUAUGAAGAACUUGCAAAGCAGCUUGUUAGCCAGGGGCAUGUGUUAGACCUUUUUGCUUCUGCACUUGAUCAGGUUGGUGUUGCCGAGAUGAAAGUUGUCAUUGAGAGAACAGGCGGGCUUGUUGUUCUAUCCGAAAGUUUUGGACACUCUGUUUUUAAAGAUUCUUUUAGGCGUGUUUUUGAAGAUGGUGAACAGUCGCUAGGGCUCUGUUUCAAUGGCACACUUGAGAUCAAUUGUUCAAAAGAUAUAAAGAUUCAGGGGAUUCUUGGUCCUUGUACGUCUCUGGAAAAGAAAGGACCUGCUGUUGCAGGCACAGUCAUUGGACAGGGGAAUACUACUGCCUGGAAGUUGUGUGGCCUAGAUAAAACUACUUGCUUGACUGUUUUCUUUGACAUAUCAUCUAGUGAGAAACCAGAUCCUUCUGGAAAUAUCAAUCCACAGUUGUACAUACAGUUCCUUACAAGUUAUCAGAGCCCUGAUUGUCAACAGAAGCUGCGUGUAACAACCAUAACUAAACGAUGGACAGAUGGUGCUAUUGGGUCGGAGGACUUGGUACAAGGAUUUGAUCAAGAAACAGCUGCCGUAGUGAUUGCAAGAUUGACCUCUCAUAAAAUGGAAAUGGAGGAAGGGUUUGAUGCAACACGGUGGUUAGAUCGGAACCUUAUCCGUCUAUGCUCCAAGUUUGGCGACUACCGCAAAGAUGAUCCCACAUCAUUUACCUUGAACCCCUUAUUUUCAUUGUUUCCUCAGUUUAUGUUUAAUUUGAGAAGAUCACAAUUUGUGCAGGUAUUUAACAAUAGUCCAGACGAGACCGCCUAUUUUCGGAUGUUGUUAAACCGGGAAAAUAUACCCAACUCUCUUGUCAUGAUACAACCAUCACUCAUAUCUUAUUCAUUUAAUGCACUUCCUGAAGCAGUUCUAUUGGAUGUUGCAUCAAUUGGUGCAGAUCGUAUUCUUUUGUUGGACUCAUAUUUUAGUAUAGUUAUAUUUCAUGGAAUGACAAUAGCUCAAUGGAGAAACAUGGGUUACCAGAACCAGGCUGAACACCAGGCAUUUGCACAAUUGUUGCAAGCUCCUCAUAAUGAUUCUAAACUAAUCAUUGGUGAGCGUUUUCCUGUUCCAAGAUUGGUGGUCUGCGAUCAGCAUGGAUCUCAGGCAAGAUUUCUAUUGGCAAAGUUAAAUCCAUCAGCAACAUAUAAUAAUGCUUCUGAAAUGGCAGCUGGUAUGGACGUAAUUUUCACCGAUGACGUAAAUCUCCAGGUGUUCAUUGAACAUCUUCAGAGGUUGGCAGUGCAGUCUUCUUGAGUUUACAAAGAGGGAAAAUUUCUAAAGAAUUAAGUUUUGGUUAUGUAACCGGUGUCAAGUACAACUUCAAUCCCCUCUCUGGUAUCCUCUUGUUCCAUUAUAUGAUUGCUAGCUUUCUUUGUAUCCUUCACAAGACAAGAGAUCAGAACGCACAUCCUAAGAACAAUAAAGAAAGCACAUAUUAUUCUUUAAGGGCUGCAGAGAGGUGUUUGAAAUAAUGGGUCUAGGUUUUGUUUUAUAUUUUCGAGUUUUUCUAUGGAAGAUUGUGAAUGUAAGUUUAUAGUGGAUAUAUUUAAGCAGCAGUUCUGGAGGGCUAUAUGUAGCAAUGUAGAAGUCAGGAGUCUGAUCUACUUGUUCUCUGCAAAAGUCAUACCGUCGUCAAAGCUUUUCAUAUAAAUUUUAUUUUUGGUUUGUAUACUCGGAGACUUGGCUCCGAAUCUGAGAAGUUUAGAAAUUUAUGUUGUUUUUAGUUACUCUUGUUUUCUGACUUGUAAUAUAUACCUAAUUUGUAUGUGCUCUCCCUGGAAGUUAAAAUUACAUAAUUUGACUUUGUUUUGCUCAGAA